Messenger RNA from Nicotiana attenuata, 387 nucleotides. Its product is annotated as 2-alkenal reductase (NADP(+)-dependent)-like. Lineage: Eukaryota; Viridiplantae; Streptophyta; Magnoliopsida; Solanales; Solanaceae. Gene Ontology annotation, molecular function: 2-alkenal reductase [NAD(P)H] activity. Bases 1 to 387 code for a protein of 128 amino acids. The record is from RefSeq and is a predicted model, not a curated record. The transcript is spliced from 2 exons.
AUGAGGCACUUUCCUAAGGGAAUAGAUGUUUACUUUGAGAACGUUGGAGGAAAUAUGCUGGAUGAGGUGCUUUUGCACAUGAAUCUCUAUGGUAGGAUUACAGUUUCGGGGAUGAUCUCUCAGUACAAUUUAAAGAAACCAUAUGGUAUCCACAACUUGUUUUGCCUUAUCACAAAGAGAUUACGGAUGGAAGGUUUCUCCGAGCUUGACUUCCAACACAAGGUUCCAGAAUACCUCGAGUUUGUUAUUCAGCUUAUAAGAGAGAAAAAGCUGGUUUUUGUAGAAGAUAUUGCUGAGGGUUUGGAAAAUGCUGCAUCAGCUUUCGUUGGUAUUUAUCACGGGCGAAACGUUGGCAAGCAGAUUAUCCAGGUUUCAACUCAUGACUGA